GGUGCAGUGCGAAAGUACCUGUGGACCCGCCGCGGGGCGCGCUGUGCCGGCGUAGCGUUUUAAAUUCUGCCGCCACACCGAUGCGACACUCGCAGCUCACUACUUGAAUUUCCGCGCCUUUUUAAAGCUAACAGCAGAACUCGUUAAAUACUAUAAGGUCUUCAUUUUUUUCUAAGGCACUUUGAGGCAAGAGUUAAUAGACUUUCAGAGUCAGGACCUUCCGCAAAAUGAGUAAAGCGCCUAUUAAAAUUGACGGUUUUCCCUUUUAGAUUAGGGAAACAGGAUCUCAUCAUUUUCUUCUUCGUGGCUGGAACAUCCUCAAAAAUCAGACGUUGUCUUCUUGCUUCACCACUGACGGUCGAUAGACGAUGGGCUUCUUCCUGCAGCUGAAACUGCUGUUGUGGAAGAACCUGCAGAUUCGGAAGCGAAACAAGGUUCGACUGCUGCUCGAGAUAAUAUGGCCGCUGUUCCUCUUUCUGAUUCUGAUGUGGGUGCGCACCCGCGGCCUCAAGGAAGUGCGACAGGAAUGUCACUACAUGGAGAAGGCCCUGCCCUCGGCAGGCCAGUUUGCUUUCUUCCACUCGCUCAUCUGCAACGCCCCGAACCGGUGCCACUUUAACAACGGCACCUCUGGCCCGCCUUACGACCAAUAUCGGCCCAGGCCCAAGCUCACCGACUUUACCAAUGAGUUUGGGCGGUUGUUACUGGACGGGGGGAAGCUCCCCCGACUCAUCAAGAACUACGGCGACUUGGGUUUCAUCCUCUCGUCCGUGGAACGCAACCAGAGUCUCGGCGACGACUUCUCUUUGCGGGUGCGGGACCUCGCCCUGCCUCACCAGAUCGCCGACAUUCCGCCAGAAUGGAUGGACAGUCCCAUCGACGCACGGAAGCUGGACAAGGCCAUGCUGGUCGACCCGCCCUCCGCCCACUACUGCAUCAAGUCGGGCGAGACCGCGGCCAGGGAAGUGAUCUGCAACGAGAACAUGACAUUCAUCUGGGAGGACGUCAGCUCAUCGGCCGAGACCUACAGGCAGGAGAACAUGGAGUCUGUCCUGCGACCCUCGGCGUGGCACAGGUUCCAGGUGGCGGUGCGCAGCAUGGCCGACGACCUGGACACGAUCGGUUUCGACAACGUCGACCCCAAGGCUCUGGUCAUCCUGGACCACUUGCGGGGGCAGGGCGACGCGAACAACCCGCCGGAGCAGGGGUGGUGUGACCUGAUGGAGGCGUUUGACGACUUCCGCAUCCCGGAGAACGAGUUCACGCGCGCGAUGCGCGGCGAGCAGCUGCAGUUCAAGUCCCGCUACAAGGCGGACCCCGAGGAGCCGGACGAGUGCCGGGCCAUCUUCAACUCCACCGCCAUCAAGAAGAUCCCCGGCGUGGCCGCCGUCUGGAAGGUCAUCAAGCCCUUCGUCAGGGGCAAGAUCCUGUUCUCGCCCGACACGCCGGCCGUGCGCUCCGUCAUGGAGAAGGUGAACAGGACGUUCAACGAGCUGCUCUUCCUGCCGGGCUUCGAAGCGGUGGACACGGACGCCUUCUUCGGCAGGAUGGAGGAGGGCUUCUUCGUCAGGGAGAUGCCCAAGUCCGCGGAGGGGAAGUCGCUGUUCCGGGCCACGUUCAAGCACAACGUGUUCGCGCUGUCACCCGUGCUCCUGCGCAGGAGCGGCCAGCUCAGGAGGUUGCAGGAGGUGGCCGGCAGGCCGCUGUCCAAGCCGCGGAGGGAGGGCGACCGGAACCACACCGCCGAGCAAGAGGACUCGAUGGGCACCCUGUUCGACGAGGGCUUCCAGCUGUUGGGCCGCUUCCUCAAGUGCCUGGAUCGGGACAAGAUCGCGCCAGUGCCGCUGGAGGAGGCCGAGGAGGAGGCCGUGAAGCUCGCCCGCACCAACAACCUCUGGGCGCUGGUGGUGUUCGACGAGGCGGGCAACGACACCCUGACGCCCUUCGUCAAGUACAAGCUGCGGCUGAGCGUCGAGCGCGUGGACAGCACCAUCGACAUCAUGGACCGCCGCAGCAACUACCGCUCCCGGGACAUGCCCCUCUCGGACCUCAAGUACAUGACGUACGGCUUCGCCUUCCUGCAGGACAUGAUCGACAGCGCCAUCCUGGAGGUGCACACGGGCCGGGCGGGCCAGGCCAAUCCGGGCCGCAUACUCAAGCAGUACCCGUACCCGGAGUACAUCUACGACCAGUUCAUCAAGGCCAUCUCCAACACGUUCCCCAUGUUCAUGGUGCUGGCCUGGGUGUUCACCUCCGCGCUGGUCGUCAAGAGCAUCGUGUACGAGAAGGAGCAGCGCAUCAAGGAGACUCUGGGCGUCAUGGGGUUGAGCAACGGCGUGCACUGGGCCGGCUGGUUCAUCGACACGUUCCUCGUCAUGUUGACCAGCCUGACCUGUUUGUCGCUCAUCCUGGUGUACGGCAAGGUGAUCGAGAGGGCGUCCCUGUCGGUGGUCUGGGUGUUCCUGCUGUCCUUCUCCGUGGCCACCAUCUCGUUCAGCUUCCUGAUCUCCGUGUUCUUCUCGCGCGCCAACGUGGCGGCUGCGGCGGCGGGGAUCAUCUACUUCGCCACCCACAUGCCGUACCCGCUCAUCCAGCGCUUCUCCGACAUGAUCCCCUACGGCGGCUUUGUCGGCGUGAGCCUCUUCUCCAACAUCGCUUUCGGCCUCGGCGCCAACGUCUUCGCCUCCUACGAGCAGACGGGGGAGGGCGUGCACUGGCACAACAUCAACCUGCCCGCCAACGCCGACGAGCUGGUCACCAUCGGGCUGUGCAUCACCAUGCUCUGGGUGGACGCGCUGGUGUACGCCGUGCUCACGUGGUACAUCGAGGCCGUGUUCCCGGGCCAGUACGGCAUCCCAAAGCCCUACUACUUCUUCCUGCAGCGCUCCUACUGGUUCGGCAGCCUCGCCCAGGAGAGCAUGAACGGACACCUACCGAACGGCGGGAUUGUGGCAAACAACAUGGAGCCGGAGCCCGUUGGUGGCGUGGUGGGCGUGGCCAUCGACAAGCUCAGCAAGGUGUUCGGCGGUAAGACGGCCGUCAACGGGUUGUCGCUCAACUUCUACCAAGACCAGAUCACCUGCUUCCUCGGCCACAACGGAGCGGGCAAGACCACGACGAUAUCCAUGCUGACGGGCAUGUACCCGCCCUCGUCCGGCACCGCGAGGAUAUACGGCAGGGACAUCCGGCACGACAUGGACUCCAUCAGGAGCAGCAUGGGGGUCUGUCCCCAGCACAACGUACUCUUCGACAGCCUUACCGUGGAGGAGCACCUGCUGUUCUUCGGCCGCAUCAAGGGGGUGGAGCCGGAGGUGCUGCGCAGAGAGAUCGACGGCAUGCUCCACGACAUGGGGCUGGAGGGCAAGAGGCACUCGCUCUCCAGGGACCUGUCGGGCGGCAUGAAGCGCAAGCUCUCGGUGGGCAUGGCCUUCGUGGGCGGCUCCACCACCGUGUUCCUGGACGAGCCCACCGCCGGUGUGGACCCCUUCUCGCGGAGGGCCAUCUGGGAGCUGCUCAUCAAGUACCGGAAAGGCCGCACGGUAAUCCUGACGACGCACUUUAUGGACGAGGCGGACCUGCUCGGGGACCGGAUCGCCAUCAUCAGCGGCGGACGCCUGGAGUGCUGCGGCUCGAGCGUGUUCCUCAAGGCGCGCUUCGGCAGCGGCUACUACCUCACCGUGGAGUGGCUGCCGCAGCAGAAGGAGGAGCAGGACCAUUCGAUCAGGGCGUCCCGGCUGCGCCAGCUCGUGACGGGGACGGUGGCGAGCGCGCAGGCGGUGGAGGAGAUGGCCUCCGAGUCCGUCUUCGUGCUCCCCGACCGACACGACGUGCCCGCCAUCACCGCCCUCCUGGAGAAGAUGGACGAGAACACGGAGGCGCUCGGCAUCGAGUCGUACGGCAUUUCCGACACCUCGCUCGAGGAGAUUUUCCUCAAAGUGAUCGAACAAAAGGAGCCCGUUGCGAACGGAACUGACGGAGAACACAGGAUAGUCAAAGUGCAAGUCAAUGGUGUUGUUUUGAACUACGAGGCCGUGGCCUCUAACGACGCCACCGGGCCGCCACUGCCCCUCCGCGACCAAGACGACCCUGCCUCCGCCCCCGCCGAGUACGUCGGCGGCCUCGCCCUCCUCCGGCAACAGUACCUCGCGCUCAGCCGGAAACGCUUUAACUAUGUGCGGCGUGACCCCAAAGGACUCUUUACGCAGCUUGUGCUCCCCGCGGUGUUCGUCGCGCUGUCGCUCACGUUCACCAGCUUCUACAACAUCCCCACCACGAUGCCCGAGCUCGUCCUCGAGCCCAAGCUGUACGGCGAACCGGUCGUGGGCUUCUGGCAGGUCCGGGACGAGGCGUCGGACCUCACUCAGAGCGCGCUGCACCUGCAGUCCAUGCGGCGGGACGGCGUGGGGUCGGAGCUGGUGCCUUCGCGCCGGCGCCUGGCCUCCCCCGAGCUGCCCGUGCGCGUGCAGCGGCGCAUGGAGCUGGCCAAGAGCAUCGCCUCGGCAGACAACACCUGCGCCAACUCGCCGCCACAGAUAGAUGGAGUUCCACAAUCCCGUAUGAUUCUACCGGGCAAGGAGCUGUACUACAACGGGACUGGAGUCGAGCUGGAGCAGUGGAUCGUGGACACGUACCCUGACUGCAAGCGAAACAGGUACGGAGGAGUGACCUACGGAGCCUCGUACCCGUGGUCCAGAGAGAGCAACCUGCCCAUCGCCGGCUUCAACAACAAGCCCGACAAUCUCAGGAUCUGGUACGACAACAAAGGCCACGCAGCCUCGCCGUCCUACCUGAACGCCAUGAACAACGUGGUGCUGCGCUCGCUGCUCCCAGAGGACAAGAAGAACGCUUCCCGUCAGUACGGGAUCCUGACGUCCAACCACCCGCUGCCGCUCACCCCUGAGCAAUACAAGGACAAGACCAUGAACGAGGCGUUCAUCGUGCUGUUCCACGCCGUGUCCGUCAUCUUUGCCAUGAGCUUCGUGCCAGCCUCCUUCGUCAUCUUCCUGAUCGAGGACCGCGUGGCGCAGUCCAAGCACUUGCAGCUGGUGUCCGGGCUGCGGCCCUUCGUGUACUGGCUGCAAUCCUACACCUGGGACUUGGUGAGCUUUGCCGUAUCCGAAACGAUGGUGGUGCUGAUCUUCAUCGCCUUCCAAAGCGAGAUGUACACCUCGGGAACAAACCUCUUCGCCCUCAUCGUCCUCAUCUUUUUCUACGGCAUGGCGUGCAUUCCGCUACUGUACCUGCUCUCCUGGUUCUUCCACGUUCCGAGUCUUGCUUUCGUGGUGCUCUCAUGCGGCAACCUCUUCAUCGGCAUGAUCACCACCCUCACCGUCCUGGUGCUCGGCAUGUUCGAAGAGUUGGAGCUACAGCACAUUAGAGACGUGCUAGAAGUGGUGUUCCUAGUAUUCCCCCAGUACUGCCUUGGCCAGGGCCUCAUGAACAUGGCCACCAACUACAUGAACGGUCAAAUCCUCGCCAAGCAAGACAUAAUCUGGGACAAGUCGGUGCUGUCUUGGGCCGUGACGGGCAAGUUCCUGUUCACCCUGUUGGUGAUCGGCGUGGUGCUGGUGGUGGCCGUGUUCCUCGCGGAGCAGAGCACGCACUGGUUCCACCGGGGCGGGAGCGACGCCGCGGCCAGCAGCGUGCCGAGGGAGGGUGACGUCCAGCGCGAGUUCAUCCGUGUGGACAGCGGCCAGGCCGACGGCGACGUGCUCGUACUCAAGAGGCUCACCAAGAGCUACGGACAGGGCCUGCCCCCGGCCGUGGACGGCGUCUCCUUCGGCGUGACGGCCGGCGAGUGCUUCGGCCUCCUCGGUCUGAACGGCGCGGGGAAGACGUCCAUCUUCAAGAUGCUGACGGGCGACACGAGCAUCAGCGGGGGCGACGCGCUCGUCGCCGGCACCUCGGUGCGCGCCGACAUGGACGGCGUGCGCAAGCUGGUGGGCUACUGCCCGCAGUUCGACGCGCUCAUCCCGCUGCUCACCGUGCGCGAGCACCUCGACCUGUACUGCAGCCUGAGAGGCAUGCGGCCCGAGCGCCGGCAGCGGGCGGUGGACCGCGCGCUCAGGCGGCUCAACCUCGGCUUCUACCAGGACAAGCAGGCCAAGUCGCUGUCGGGGGGCAACAAGCGCAAGCUGUCGACGGCCAUCGCCCUGGUCGGCGACCCAGCCCUGCUGUACAUGGACGAGCCGACCACGAGCAUGGACCCGGCCGCGCGUCGCUUCCUGUGGGACUGCGUGCGCGGCGUGGUGGCCUCGGGGCGCAGCGUGGUGCUCACAUCGCACAGCAUGGAGGAGUGCCAGGCGCUGUGCGGCAAGCUCACCAUCAUGGUCAACGGCCAGCUCACGUGUUUCGGCAGCCCGCAGCACCUCAAGAGCAAGUACGGGUCGGGCUACAGCGUGGUGGUGCGAUGUCAGCCGAAGCGCGUCGUGGAGGUGCGCGAGCUGGUGCAGCGGCGGCUGGCGGGCAGCACCGUCGUCGAGGAGCACCUCAACCAGAUCAAGUUCCACGUGCCGCCGGCUGCCGAGUCGAACCUGCGGCUCGUCACCAUCUUCCGCACCAUGGACCAGGCUCGCACGGAGAGUGGCGUUCUCGACUACUCGGUGUCACAGACCACCCUCGAAGAUGUGUUCAUGCGCUUCGCCCAGAUGCAGAAGACUGAGGAAGUGGCCCCAUCCGAAGCUGCGGAUUGUCUGGACGUGCUCAAGAAAUGCUUCGGUCCCUUAAGGAAACGCGAAAAAGAGGCAGCUAUUCCGUAGGGUGAGGCUGAAUAACCAUUCCACACUGUUUGGAGGGCGACGGCCCGAACGAGAUUAUCUUUAGUUCGUACUAUUUAUUGUUCAGAGCGUUUUAAAUGAUUUUCUGUUGUUUUUUUCAUUGUAAAUACCUUGUUGUUGCACAUAAUCGACUUACAAUUUCAGUAUUUUUUUAAUACCUCGCAUUGGUACUAACACGAGUACAAAGCACAAAACCAGUUCUGCCUCUCAGAGUUGCUGUUAUAUUGUCUUAAUCUGUGAUUAAUAUAGUUAUCACAAGCUGUGAUUCUGUUCCUUGUGUACUAUUUUGAUACACACUCUGGCCAAAGUGAGCGAUGUUCGUUGACCAAUUUGAUAUUUGUGUGUAGUGUCUAACUACACAAAACAAGGUCGAUUGUUUUCUGGGCUUAAACCUCUCAUCUCCCCUGUGAUCAAUAGCCUAGAGCCGUUUCCUUCUUUUACGAUACCAAAGGGUUUAUAUUAAAACAAUGUGCAGAGUACCGUGCAAGCUCCUUAGUAGUUUGUGAUAUUUGUGAGUGUUUGCGUUUACCCAGACAGGGCCCAAUCUCUUGUGCUGCACUAGCUUAAAUAGGCCAAGCUAGAACUUUGUCUGCCUUUGUGAUACUCGUAUUUUAUUACAAGUAAUAUGUCAAUAAUUUAUUUUGUUGGGAUGUGAUGUACCUAGUUAGGUCUGUGAUCAGAUUUGUUGUACUUAGUAGAAUGAAAUUUUUCUAUGUCAUGUGUUUAUGACAGCUCGCUGAUUAAAGUUAUUAUUUUCUAAUGA
Frankliniella occidentalis (western flower thrips) is the source of this 7539-nucleotide messenger RNA. RefSeq names its product phospholipid-transporting ATPase ABCA1. The transcript has 37 exons. Gene Ontology annotation, molecular function: lipid carrier activity; ATP hydrolysis activity; ATP binding. Lineage: Eukaryota; Metazoa; Arthropoda; Insecta; Thysanoptera; Thripidae. Bases 369 to 6758 code for a protein of 2129 amino acids. Gene Ontology annotation, cellular component: intracellular membrane-bounded organelle; membrane. The record is from RefSeq and is a predicted model, not a curated record. Gene Ontology annotation, biological process: transmembrane transport; lipid transport.